Molecule: messenger RNA, 2766 nt
Organism: Haliotis rufescens (red abalone)
Lineage: Eukaryota; Metazoa; Mollusca; Gastropoda; Lepetellida; Haliotidae
Product: transmembrane emp24 domain-containing protein 10-like
Exons: 5
Coding region: 115-735 (206 amino acids)
Biological process (GO): intracellular protein transport; endoplasmic reticulum to Golgi vesicle-mediated transport; Golgi organization
Cellular component (GO): COPII-coated ER to Golgi transport vesicle; Golgi apparatus; endoplasmic reticulum-Golgi intermediate compartment
Source: RefSeq, a predicted model, not a curated record
GAGUAACACGGAAAUAACCGAUUGCCACGUUAGCAAACGUGCAACGCAAACAGGUGCUUGAAUUACAGUCUGUUAUAAGGUUGUUAAGAGCCAAACGGGACAGUUUGCUUCACCAUGGACCUCACUAACAUAUUUAUUGUCUUAUGUACGUUAUGUUUAGUCACAAUAGAUGCCAUAAGAUUCCAUUUAUCACCCAAUCAAAAGAAGUGCCUUCGAGAGGAAAUUCAUAAAGAUGUUCUGGUUACCGGUGACUACGAAGUGUCGGACGCGCCAGGACAGAAAGCAAACCUUAUGGUGACAGAUUCAAAGAGCCAUAUUUUGUACUCCAAAGAAGAUGCUAAGAAGGGCAGAUUUGCAUUUACAACAGAAGAGUAUGAUAUGUUUGAAGUGUGCUUUGAUACAAAAAUGGUUGGAGGCGGCCAAGGAGGAGACAGAGAAAUCUCUCUAGACAUGAAGCAUGGUGUGGAAGCAAAGAGUUAUGAAGAGCUUGCCAAAGCCGAGAAAUUGAAGCCCCUUGAGGUUGAGCUGCGUCGAUUGGAAGAUUUGUCCAAAUCAAUUGUUGAUGACUUCGCCUACAUGAGGGCAAGGGAGGAGGAAAUGAGGGACACUAAUGAAUCAACCCACUCGCGUGUGAUGUACUUCAGCAUUUUCUCCAUGUGCUGCCUCCUGGGUCUGGCGACAUGGCAGGUGCUCUACCUCCGCAGAUACUUCAAGGCAAAGAAGCUUAUUGAAUAAACUCACUUCCUUAUAACCAUCAGAGGCCAGCUCUUGUCCAACACUCUGCCACCUAAUUUUAACUGAAUACUUUUUCAGUGCAAGAAUUGUGAAAAGCAAAACUAGUACCAAAAACCAGAAGCAGUUACAUGGAUCAAUAUCAGACUGAAAAUCUUUUCCUGUAGCUUGAUGAUUCCUCAAUUUUGUGUGAAUAUUUGACAUGCAUGGACAUUUUUGACAGGGUACGUUAUUAUGAAGUGUCAGUAUUAAAUGACAAUGAGUUGAUAUUAGCCCAACUAUUUUAAUCCAUUUUCAAGCUUUAAUAUCUAUUUUGGGUAUGUUUGUUGAACAUAUUGGUAAGUUCAGUGGCAGAGUGGUUGGAGUUACCUGCCUUGUCUGUUUUCAUUUGGACACUGACAUCCACAUUUCGAUUUGGAGUAGAAACAAGUUUAAAUUGUGAUAACUAGGACAUAAAACAAUUGAAGUAAAUACAACCAGUCAGGUAGAUAAUUCCUUUGUCAGAACAAUUGAUUUUUGAACUAGAUGAGAUGUCUGUCCAUCUGAAUUAUUUUUGUACAAGGAUGUCCAAAUAGAAGCCAAGUCAUGUUGGGACUGGAUAAAGUUAUGUAACAGUCUUAAGAAGGAUGUUCAACGUAUUGUCAUGUCAUUCCUUCAUUGCCAUUGCUCAUUGUAUAAAACGUCACUUCAGGAGUCUAGUGGAAUACAGGUUUCUAGGUAUGAUCAUGGAGUUGCAUGGAGAUUGUACAUAUUGUGUAUUCUGAAUUUGUGUUUAAGUUCAUGUGUGGUAUACUUGUUUCAUAAAGAUGGGCAAACACUGCCAGAAGACAUCAGCGCACUUAACACCUAACAGAGUUCUCAUAACUCUCCAUAUAUGACUAAAGGGCUUGUUUCACUAGAAAGGGGACUGCUAUGUUCACUCGUAUGUUAAAAUGAGGUCUGAAGGAACAAGUAGAUAGCUAGUCGACAACACCAAUACAUAAGAUCGGAAGUAAAAUAUUUCAAGAUUACUAUUUUUUGCUUGAAAUAUCCACAGGACAACUUUUUAAAGGCAUACAAAUAACAAAAUGUAUCCCAAUGACAAUUUCACGGAGUAUGAAAUGUAGAAUAAGUACAGAAACAUUCUUCAUAGAGUGUGUACUUUUUUGGUACAAUUGCAACAGAAAUUUUCCCCAGUGCAUUCAGAAAUGUACACAUUUUAUUGCCAACGUGUCCUGUCGUUGACUAUUUCAAUCAAAUUUCGUUGCCGGUAGUUGUUGCAGCCAAAGUCAGAAUGUAGUUAGGUCACUAGUCAUGAAUUCCAGUAUCCAUGUUUUGUUGACAUGUUUUCUUAGUUAUAACCAACUACCUGGUACUAUGCACUCAAGAGAUACAGCUAUUGUUGAUUUCCUUAAGUUUUAUUUGUAUGUAUGAUCUUUUCUCUGUCAAAUUAAAGGUUUUAUUGGUGAUUUCUUUAUGACCAUCACGAUCAGAAUGAAUGUAAGAAAGUAACAUCUAGAUCAACAUUCAACAUGUUCAUUGAUCUAUUUUUGCACCCCUCAUUGUUCAUAUUGAUAUUAAUAACAAUGUUACAAGUAGGCUAAGCUGAAGUGUGAUUUUUGUUACUUUCGUUUGACUGGUAACAUGAACUUAAACAUCUCUGACUUGGCCUAUUACUAACAUGAGUUACUAACCAGAUUAUGUUGAGUGGAUGUAUUGCACCAGUGCUAGCAGUAAUAAUACAAGAAGCUGUAUGAAAACUGCACCUAGCAUUAGAAGUGCUCAGCGACAUGUACAUAUUUGUUUCUUUUAGCCUUUUCUGUAUCUUGAACGUUGUAUUUUAGUUUAAUGCUGGUAAAAAUAUGUCCAUGAAUUAUAAAUAAUAAGAUGAGUUGUUAGCAGUUAGCUCUGCUUUGAGUUUGUAGAUGACGGCAUUGUGAUGUUUCUUUCAGUGUAAGUAUACUCUAUGCAUAUGGUGUGUUUGGUGAGGCUAGGCUUUAGUUAAUAUUUAAGUUAAGCACUGUAUUAUAAGAGCAAUAAAUGUAGUAAAGAAAA